Molecule: messenger RNA, 1336 nt
Organism: Tigriopus californicus
Lineage: Eukaryota; Metazoa; Arthropoda; Copepoda; Harpacticoida; Harpacticidae
Exons: 1
Coding region: 74-1294 (406 amino acids)
Source: RefSeq, a predicted model, not a curated record
UUCAGAGAAUUUAAACACACCAGUACAACACAGAAGACUAUCUGUGUCAAAUAUUAGUUGAACCGUAAACAGCAUGGCGGGAAAGAAGAGACUUGCAAAGGCGACCAUGAUAUCGUAUAUCUUUGAUAAGGCUGAAGAGGAUGCUGAGAGAGAAGCUGAAAUCCAGGAGAAGAGGAGGACGAGGUCAGUCUGGGUAAAGCCUUGGUUAAUGGCACGAGAGACAAGGGAUUACACAGUCUAUCCGGGAAUUGAGGAAGAUCCUGUGAAGUUCAAAGAGUCCUUCCGGAUGAAUCAGGAUAUGUUUGAGUUUAUAUUAUCACGAAUUAAGGAUAAGAUCAGUAAACAAACUACUUCAAUGCGGACACCAAUUCCAGCUCGUCUCCGUCUCCAAGUUACCUUGAGAUUUCUUGCUGCUGGAUGCAGUUUUAAAGUCCUUGAAGAGGCAUUUAGAAUUAGUUAUUCUGCCAUCUCAAUGAUCGUGCCUGAAGUGUGCGACGCCAUCUGGUCCGAGCUCUCAGCAGAGCAAAUCAAAUGCCCCCAAUCAGAAGAAGAAUGGCUAACAAAGGCCAAAGCCUUUGAAACCAAAUGGGAUUAUCCCUUUGGGCUUGGUGCCCUUGACGGUAAACACUGUCUUGUCAAAGCGUAUGGGAACUCGGGAUCUCUCUUCUACUCCUAUAAGCAAAGUUUCAGCAUCGUUCUCUUGGCUCUUGCUGAUGCGGACUACAAGUUCAUUUACGUAGAUAUUGGUGCUCCAGGAAGUGGAAACGAUGCUGGAGUCAUGCAAGUGUCUUCUCUGAAUGAAGCAUUACGUUCAGGAGCCCUUAAUUUGCCCAGCUUACCUCAUUACAUUGGAGUGGAGUACCAUCUAAUUGGCGAUGACGCCUUUGGAUUCACAACUCGACUUGUUAAACCGUAUCCAUCUAGAGGUCUUACUGCUGAGCAAAGAAUUUUCAACUACCGUUUGUCACGGGCUCGGAGAGUAGUUGAGAAUGCUUUUGGAAUAAAGUCCAGCAAAUUCCGGAUACUUCGAACACCCAACCAUCAAUCUUAUGAUAAUUGUGUCAAGACAAUUAAGGCAACAACUGUUUUGCACAACCUACUACUGGAGAAGCAUGAAUUACCUGACGGAUUUAUGGAGGAAACGACCUCAACUUUCGGCCAACCUGUUGUAUCUCUUCCAGGUAAUAGAGUUGGCAAUAGAGAAGCCAGAGUUCAGCGUGAUAAAAUGGCAAAGUACUUUUUCUCUGGUGAUGGACAAACUCAUUUUCAAUGGUCAAAAGCAUUUCACCCUUAGUGUUUAUCCAAGCCGGUUAACUUGCUAAUAAACCUCUUUUUA